Eurypyga helias (sunbittern) is the source of this 1872-nucleotide messenger RNA. Its product is annotated as keratin, type II cytoskeletal 5-like. Gene Ontology annotation, biological process: keratinization; intermediate filament organization. The record is from RefSeq and is a predicted model, not a curated record. The transcript has 10 exons. The coding region runs from base 1 to 1872 and encodes 623 amino acids. Gene Ontology annotation, cellular component: keratin filament. Lineage: Eukaryota; Metazoa; Chordata; Aves; Eurypygiformes; Eurypygidae. Gene Ontology annotation, molecular function: structural constituent of skin epidermis.
AUGAACCGGCAAACUCACAUCAUGAGAGGGGGAGGUGGAGCAAGAUCUUACAGCACUGCUUCAGCUAUUACUACAAGCAGCAACAGGGCUGGCUUUAGUUCGAUGUCUGUGGCACGAUCUGGAGGAGGUGGAGGGGGUUUUGGAAGGCUCAUUGGAGGAGGUAGUGGUGGCGGUUUUGGCAGCAGGAGUCUCUACAACCUUGGUGGUAGCAAGAGGAUAUCCGUUGGUGUUGGAAGCAGCUUCCGAACUGCUUUUGGGAGCGGAGCUGGUGGUGGCGGUGGUGGUGGUGGAGCUGGUGGUGGAUUUGGUCUCAGUGGUGGUGGAUAUGGCUUUGGUGGAGUGGGAUUUGGUAGUUGCCCACCCGGAGUGGGUACAAUCCAAGAAGUGACUGUCAACCAGAGUCUCCUCGCACCACUAAACCUGGAGAUAGAUCCAAACAUCCAUCAGGUGCGAAAAGAUGAGAAGGAACAAAUCAAGACCCUCAACAACAAGUUUGCGUCUUUCAUCGACAAGGUUCGCUUCCUGGAGCAGCAGAACAAGGUGCUUGAGACCAAAUGGACCCUACUGCAGGACCAGGGUCAGAAAAACAACUCAGGCAAAAACAACCUGGAGCCGCUCUUUGAGGCUUACAUCAACAACUUGAAACGGCAGUUGGCCAACCUGCUCAACGAGCGAGGACGCAUGGACGGGGAGCUGAAGAACAUGCAAGACCUCGUUGAGGAUUUCAAGAACAAAUACGAAGAAGAAAUCAACCGACGCACAUCAGCAGAGAAUGAAUUUGUGUUGCUGAAGAAGGAUGUGGAUGCCGCUUACAUGAACAAGGUGGAGCUGGAGGCCAAGGUGGACACCCUGACUGAUGAACUGAGUUUCCUUCGAGUCCUCUACGAAGCGGAGCUGGCUCAGCUCAGCGCACAAGUGUCCGACACCGCCGUCAUUCUGUCAAUGGACAACAACCGGGACCUGGACCUCAGCAGCAUCAUAGCUGAAGUCAAAGCUCAGUACGAAGACAUCGCUAACAGGAGCCGGGCCGAGGCGGAGGCUUGGUACCAAACCAAGUUCGAGGAGCUGCAGGCCACGGCUGGGAAGCACGGCGACGACCUGCGCAACACGAAGGGGGAAAUCUCUGAGCUCAACCGGCUGAUCCAGAGGAUCCGGUCAGAGAUAGAGAACACAAGGAACCAGUGCGCCACCCUGCAGACAGCCAUCGGAGACUCUGAGGAGCGUGGGGAGCUGGCCCUCAAGGAUGCCAAGGCCAAGAUGAUUGACCUGGAAGAUGCCUUGCAGAAAGCCAAAGCUGACAUGGCUCGGCAGCUCCGCGAGUACCAGGAGCUCAUGAACGUCAAACUGGCCCUGGACAUCGAGAUCGCGACCUACAGGAAGCUGCUGGAGGGGGAGGAGAGCAGGCUGAGUGGAGAGGGACUCAACCCCAUCAGCUACUCCGUCAUCAGCUCCAGCUCCAGCAUGGCUGGUGGAGCUGGGUUAGGAGGAGGAUUUGGUGGACUGAGCCUAAGUGGAGGAGGCGUUGGGAGCGGUUUAAGCCUUGGAGGUGGCGGUGGAGGCAGUUUUGGUCUUGGAGGAGGUGGUGGAAGCGGAUUCAGUCUCGGUGGAGGCGGCGGUGGUGGAGGCUACAGCUUUGGAAGCGGAGGAGGACUUGGACUCGGGGGUGGUGGUGGUCUCGGAGGUGGAUUUGGAGGAGGCAGUGGUCUUGUCUAUGGAGGAGGUGGCAGCAGCAGUCUGAGCACCAGUGGAGGGAAUUUCAGCUCUGGAAGCACAAAAGGCACCAACCCAGGUGUGAAAAUUGUCUCCAAAACCUCUUCCAGCAAAAAGAGCAUAAAAAGCCAAAGCCUGAAGAAUGCUACACAGCCCGAGUAA